Caenorhabditis angaria is the source of this 2217-nucleotide messenger RNA. The record is from the annotation of a GenBank genome assembly. Lineage: Eukaryota; Metazoa; Nematoda; Chromadorea; Rhabditida; Rhabditidae.
AUGAGUCGGCAACCAGCUAAACCAGUGCGUAAAGAGAAAGCACCACCAGAGGUUCCUUCUAUUAUAACCGACCCGGAAAGAAAUAUUCAAUACGACAAAGGAGUAUUCUUGGGAAAAGGAGGCUUUGCACAUUGUUACGAACUCAAAAAUCGUACGACCAAAGAAAUCGUCGCUGGUAAAGUUGUCCCAAAACAACUUUUGGUUAAACAAUACCAACGAGACAAGGUAAGGUAAUAUCGUUUAAAACAUUUUACAGAUUAUUUUUUCAGAUGGCGCAAGAGGUUCAAAUUCAUAGAAAUUUGUCUCAUCCAAAUGUUGUCAAAUUGCUGAACUUUUUCGAAGAUAGACUCAAUGUCUAUAUCACUUUGGAAUUGUGUGCAAGAAGAUCUUUGAUGGAAUUGCAUAAGCGUAGAAAAGCGUUGACUGAACCAGAAGCAAGAUACUUCACAAACCAAAUUGUAGAAGGUGUUCUUUAUCUACACGAAUUGAAUAUCAUUCAUCGCGAUUUGAAACUCGGAAAUCUCUUCCUAAAUGAUGAGCUCCAAGUUAAAAUUGGUGAUUUCGGUUUGGCGACCACAGUUGAAAGUGGAGAACGGAAACGGACACUUUGUGGAACUCCAAACUACAUUGCUCGUAAGUUUAUCAGACUGUUAAUCAGACUUUGAAAACUCAAUUUUUUCAGCUGAGGUAUUGAACAAACAAGGACAUUCUUUUGAAGUUGAUAUUUGGGCAAUUGGAUGUAUUUUAUACAUUUUAUUGUUCGGUCAACCACCAUUUGAAUCGAAAUCACUCGAAGAGACAUAUUCAAGAAUCAAGAACAAUAUGUACUCGAUUCCAAAUACAAGUAGUCCUUCAGCUGUUAGCUUGAUCCGUAAACUUUUGGACCCUACACCAGUAAAUCGUCCAAAUGCUCGACAGGUAGAGUAUUUUAUCAAGACGUGUUCUAAAUUCAAAUGAUUCAUUUCUAAAAUAAUCACUCGCUUUAUAGGUUCAUCGCGAUCACUUCUUCAAAACUGGAUUCAUGCCUUCGAGACUACCAAUUUCAUGUUUGACAAUGGUACCGAAAUUCGGAAGAGAGACUACAACCGCCGAAAAUUUGGCACCAGAAGGAACAUCAGAAGGACAACAAAGAUCGCUUCAAGGUCGUUCUGGACUUCAACCAAUUUUGCAUCACAGAGUUACGGAUAAUGCCGACAGAGAACGUGCUCAACAAAUGGCUUCGGAAGCAACAUUCCGCGAACCAGAAGAUGCAUAUUUAUCACAAUUGUAUGGUCAAAUGACAAAUUUGUUGAAUAAAAGAAUGCCUGAUUUGGCAGAAGAAGAAGCUGCUCUGGAUGACUAUCAAUCACCCGAAUGUUUGCCAAUCUUCUGGAUUUCCAAAUGGGUUGAUUAUUCGGACAAAUAUGGAAUUGGAUAUCAAUUAUGUGACAAUUCUGUUGGUGUUCUUUUCAACGAUAAUUCGAGAAUUAUGUUGGAUCAAGCUGGAAAUGAAUUGACAUAUAUCGAAAAAACAAACAAGGAACAUUAUUAUACAAUGUCUCAGGUUUUGCCAAAUGCAUUGACCAAAAAAGUUACAUUGCUCAAAUAUUUCCGUUCUUAUAUGAAUGAUCAUCUUGUAAAAGCUGGAGAAGGAGCUGGACAAAGGGUAUGGAAAUAACAAAUAAUCAGUUUACAAAGCAUUUUUAUUUAUUUCUAGGCUGGAGAUGAUUUGGCUCGUUUGCCAACACUUCGUGUUUGGUUCCGUACAAAAUCAGCAAUUGUACUUCACUUGUCAAAUGGAACUGUUCAGAUCAAUUUCUUCACGGUAUGUGGGAUAGAUAUUUCAUUUAGAUGAAUAAAUUCAUAUUUUUUAGGAUCACAUCAAAAUGAUGAUUUGUCCAUUGAUGCAAUCGGUCACAUUCAUCGACCAACAAAAACGUAUGCUCACAUACAAAUUCUCCAAUUUGACAACAAAUGGUUGCCCACAAAAGUUCUUGCAUCGUUUGUCUUAUGCUAAAUCGAUGAUUGAGCGAUUGAUGAAUGAUACAUCAUCUGUUAAAGGAACAUCUAUCACAACUGCUAAUGCACCGGUUAGAACUAUUUCAUGAGUUAUGUGAUCAAAAAAAUAAUAAUUUUCAGCAAGGUCGAUCAGCUUCAGCAAGUUCGCGACAUUUACUACAAAAUGGGCAAAUGCACGGAUCGGCGAGUGUUUCGAAUAUGGGAAGAAACAAUUGUUAA